Molecule: messenger RNA, 2139 nt
Organism: Anopheles bellator
Lineage: Eukaryota; Metazoa; Arthropoda; Insecta; Diptera; Culicidae
Product: serine protease 53
Exons: 4
Coding region: 27-1775 (582 amino acids)
Biological process (GO): proteolysis
Molecular function (GO): serine-type endopeptidase activity
Source: RefSeq, a predicted model, not a curated record
UCGAAGAGACCAGCCACAGUCACGGGAUGCGAAAGGUUAUCAGUCCGGUGCGGGAAAUUCCCCGAGUGUCUGCGGUGCUGAUGCUGCUGCUGAUCGUACUCGAAACAAGUCACGGCGCCAACAGGCAAUUCUGCGGACAGCGCAAGCUUGGUGCAAUGGGGUUAAUAAUAAAAGGAACCACCACGUUCGUCGGGGAGUACCCGUGGCAUAUCGGCCUCUUCCGGAAGGGAUUCGCCCGCACGGCGGACUACAUUUGCGGUGGCUCCAUCAUCAGCCCCAACUUCGUGCUGACAGCUGCUCACUGCAUCGAAGUUCCACGCCCGAGCCAGUAUCUGUUCCGAGUGGGACUCCACAAUCUGCAGAACGCCACCGAUCCGGACACUGUCAGCUAUAACGUGGCCGAGCUCAUCGUCCAUCCGGAGUACGAUAGGGAAAAGUUUAGCAGUGACAUUGCCCUGCUCCGGUCCGACGGGGACAUAUCGUUCGCGGACGUGUCGAAGGUGCAACCGAUCUGUCUGUGGGCCAAGGACGAAACCGGUCAGCUCGGGGAGCUACUCGACAAGGCGGGAUACGCCGCUGGCUGGGGUUUCAAUGAGAACUACACCGUAAGCAACGUGCUCCAGUCGGCCAAACUCCGGGUCGUGGACAGGAACACCUGCCGAAGUGGGUUGCCGGAGCACAACCGCUUCUUGCUGGACCACUCCGGCAAGCUCUGUGCCCGUGGCUGGGAAGACGGGGUGAACGUGUGCUCGGGUGACAGUGGCGGUGGGCUGUACUUUGUGCGCGAUGGCGUCUGGUAUCUGCGAGGUAUUGUGAGUGCCGCACCACGCCAGGAGCUCGGAACCGGGGAGACACGCUGCAAUCCGACGGGAUACGCCACGUACACUGAUGUGGCGCAGUACCGGGGUUGGAUCGAUGCCCAUCAGGCGAUCGUGAACCAGCGCAACCUGCUGAACCUCGAGCACUGCGGGGACGACCGGUUCGACCAGGUGCAGGACGAGCGCGAGAAACCCCUCUUCCAGCAGUACCCGUGGAAUGCGCUGUUGGAGUUCUUCCAGAAAGACCGGCCGACACCACAUCUGGUGUGUAGUGGAGUCCUGAUCCACCGGCGCUUCGUGCUAACGGUCGGUCACUGCGUUGAAGGCAUCCUGCGCGGUUACGAACUACGAACGGUACGGCUGGGAGAGUUCAACACGCGCACCGCACCCGACAGGGAUCCAAACUCGCCCGAUACUUCAGCCACCAGCCAGUCGAUCGGGAUCGAGCGGAUCAUCAUCAACCCGCGGAUGAAUCAACCCAGUUACGGCAACAACCUGGCACUGCUCCGACUGCGGCACGAUGCCGACACCCAGAAGCCCAACAUUGCGCCGAUCUGUCUGCCCAGCCUGGUCGAUUACACGCAAACCAACCUCACGCUGACGGGCUGGAUGCGCGACAAGUUCGUCUUCCCGGAGAUGGCGCGCGACUCGAUGAAUCUUUCGUCGACCGCCGAGUGUAGAGCGAGGUACGCGAAAGUCGGUGUCCAGCUGUCCAGAACGCAGGACACGAUGUUCGGGGAGUUCAACGCGAAGAGCGGGUUCCGGUGCAGGAGCUACGCCGCCGGGUCGGCCCUGCAGUACAUCAAGUUCGCCGACCGGAAGGCGCGCUACUUCCUCGCCGGUCUGCUGACGUUCAACUUUCCCAGCUGUCACCAGGAUGGGUGCGAAAUGUUCGCCAGCAUCACGAAUGCCGGCUCGUGGAUUCAGGACGAGGUUAAUAAGCUCCCGGUGCUUUGAGGAAGGUAGUUUCAAUAUAUCGGAUCGGUGAGGCUUUCAACGUCGGCUGCAAACUGAACUCUUUACUAUUUCGCCACUCGUUCUGACAUUGACUUAAAAGUAGGGUUCCAAUCGACGAAAUGUGUCUGCUGCCUGACUUACUAGAGUUACUUUCAAGGGUUUGUGGAAACAUCAAAUUAGUGACCAAAAUAUAAUGCUGAUUCCGAUUCCGAUGGCAUGCUAUUUCAGGUCUUACCCAUUUGAAAUUAGAUUGUUUACACAGACACAGGCUCUAGCUGUCGAUUUGGUCCUACUAAUUAUGCUUUUGGCAACAUUGUCUUGUUUUAAAAACAGGUAAAAGAUUUCAGAUUGAAAUAAAAGUUAA